This is a messenger RNA of Saccostrea echinata, 3315 nucleotides long. RefSeq lists its product as uncharacterized. The transcript is spliced from 10 exons. The coding region runs from base 102 to 3011 and encodes 969 amino acids. Lineage: Eukaryota; Metazoa; Mollusca; Bivalvia; Ostreida; Ostreidae. The record is from RefSeq and is a predicted model, not a curated record.
GAGAGUGUUUGUGGAAACAUGGCGAGCAUGUAUACAAUUACCAAAUUUGCAUGUUGUGAUAAUUCUCUUUUACCUGGAAGAAUACCAAAUUCAUAAUAAGGAUGCAGGCGUACUCUUUGGAUGAGACCCUUCCUUCUAACGAGUUGAGUCGAGUUCAUGUACCUGGGAUGGAUCAGGAUCAUGAUGACACGGCAGAGUUUUAUCGUUACUACACUCCUCCUUCCUACAAUACCCAAGUCUCCACAGACUGCAUAUUCGAUGUACCGGAGGCAGAGGAAACCCUCAAACUAUUUCGAAAACCUUUCAAAAUUGUAAAUCCUGGAAACCACAUCACAAAACGAACUCCUGAGUAUUCCAGCAUUAGCUUCAUGCAUUGUCGGCACCUACAGGGUUUGGGAAAGCAGUACCUGAAUCUACGUGCCAUCAAGGAAGAAAGAUCCCGAUUAGAGUUCCUCCGAGACUGCUUGUUCAGAAUCAAAAGUGUCUCUGCAUUUGUACAGGACUUAGAACACUUGGUGCAGGCUGAGUACCGUACUUAUUACGCCAUCAUGAGGAAUUGUUUGAUGGAUGCGCCAUCCAGUAAGAUUUACUGUUUAAAUGCUCUAUGUGAGGAUCUCCGAACUCACGUGGGCCAUUGGAAUAACAUCAAACAAUGCUUACACAAUAAUCGAUGGCUACAGCCUAUACUUGGAAGACUUUACCUUGACCUAGAGUAUGUACGAAAGGUACUCUUUCAGCUUUACAGUGAUGCAAUCUACUGGAUGGAAAAGUUAAUUGUUAUUGGUUUACAGGUGUUUGCUCAUGGAAGCAUGGCAACACUAACACAGGAGAUUGUGUGGAACAUUGCGAGAGGUCUGGAGGACUUUAACAAUGUAGCUGCUGGUUUGUCCAAGAGUCGGUACAUGAACUCUUCUUAUUUUAUUCUUGAUCACAUUCAGUCAGAGAUGAUGAACCUGACAUGUAAGUCGGAUCCCCUUGUUACAAACCAUCCAGGACAUGUCUCCUUUUCUGUGAAAUCUAUUCCCUUUUCCAAAAUUCUCAACAUAAUAGCUGUUGAACGUGCUAAAUAUGCUGCCAUAGAAACCCACCGCUUUUUCACUGCAAAUGAAGACUUUGCUCGGAUCCUGUAUUCAGGAAAACUACCAAAUUAUGUUUGGAAUGAUGAAGUGCAGUACCCUGGUCACAUAUCCCACCACCUGGACACGUCAGACUACCACACCGCCAGUGGAAGCAUGACCUCUAUCAGUGGGGCUAUCCUCAAGGUCGGCUCGGUCCGAGCCCCCGAUCUCACUCCUUAUGAACCUCCACUAAAUGAGUUUGCUCGUCUAGAAAAUGAGUUUGCUGAAAACUUUUUACUCAUUGUGUGCAAUUCAACCAACCUACUCAGGAAAAGUGAAAGUCACUCCAAAAAUAAACAUAAAUCAAGUAAAUCUCCCAAGAGUCCCACCGCUAAGCCCCCCAAAGGACAGGACACACCUGUCCUGUCUCGCUCAGAUUCUAAGCGUAAGACUGUCUCCUGGGGUGAUAGUGCAGACAGCUCUAUACGUUCACAACUAACCAGUCGAUACAUGGACGUUUUAUGGAAAUUCUUUGGAUCAGCUUUAGAACAGUGUUUCUAUGAACCUGUUUGGGGUUGUCGUGGAAACCAGAUCAUAGGAGACCUCGGGAGUGUGGUUCUCAGUGGUGCUACCGUGGUAACCGUUAUCAGAAAUAUGAUGGAGCAUGUUUGUCUCAAAGAUAUGUUUCCAUCCAAUGCUGUACCCCCAGUUCUGGGCGUGGCUAGGAAACUCCACGCUCAAACCGCACUGCAGUCCUGGGAUAUAUUGAUGUGCGAGGCCCUGGGGUGUCAGAUGUCAGACAAAUGUUACCCGUGUUUACUCGCCAGCGGGGAUCACAGCACUAAGACUGGGAUGUUACUCAGAGACACAUAUCAGCCUCUAUUUAGUCUUCUUCAGGAAAACCUCAAAGAUAUCCAGGAGUCUGGGAAAGAUGGCAGUUUGUUGCUCCCUAAGCAGGAUUUGGACCUCCCCCAUGUGACAGGAAUUAUUUGUCGUCUGCUUACAAACUGUCAGGCAGCACAUAGUUGGUGUGUCCACAAAUCUCACAGCUUCCUGUCCUCAUGGGCUGUCGGCAACUUCCUUUUGGUCACCCAGACAGAUCUCAAGAUCUUAGCAGAUGAAACAAAGAAGGCCCUGCACAAUGCUCAUCUCUUCAGCUCCAAGAACCUCAGUAAAUCCCGCAUCAGUGACCAACAGAUGGGAGAGUACCUGUCAGAGGUCACCAAACAGAUGUCAGAGGUCAACUUACAGCUACAGUCCCUUUCUGGAGCUGCUAUGAAGGUUUUCUCUGAAAACUGUGGUAAGCUGUCAGCUGAUUACUUCAGCAGUGAGAUGCCACAGGGAAAAGCCUGGCGUAAAAAAGCAGACCUGCCAAAGGAGCAUAACCUGUACAUUGAGCAUGCUCUGGAGACGAUCCUGGAACCAGUCAUUGAUGGUGUCAGUAAACUUAAACAGACGGCACAACUAAGUGUCGUGUCACAAGCCGUCACGGCGUUCUGUGAGGCAUGGAAAAACAACAUCCUCAAAAAUAAAAUCAAAUUCAGCUAUGUUGGAGCUUAUCAGCUGGGUGUAGACAUCGGUUACAUGAGGUCAUGGCUAGGAGAGUACAUCACUAACCCGGAGGUCAGACAAAGUGUCCUUGACCUUAGUGUCUUUAAAUACCUGAGUGGAGCCGUUAUGAUCCUGAAGAAGCAGCCAUUCCGGAGGGGAGGAUCUAAAUUCCGUGAGCCCUGCUCUAUGGAAGACCUCAGUUGUAAUGGACAUGCUGACCUAGAGAGUGUGAAGGUCGAGAGAAACAUCUCUCGUUCUGUAGACACUGAUCUUCCACCUCCGGUUGACGAGUCAGACAUCGAGUUUGUGAACAACGUAGGUGAGUGGCUGUCUCUCCGAGUCCAGGGUGGAUCUCGAGCGUGGAAAUUGUCCUGUUUGAACUCCGUAGAGGCGGUCGACUAGAGAAGAGAAGAUGUGGAGGAUUCUCUACAGGAAGAUGAGCCUUGUUCUCAGACUAGAGAAAGAAGUGGAGGAUUUUAUAGAGGAAAUAUUCCAUGACAUGUGACUAGGAGCAGACAUUCCCUGUUUGGCAACACAACAUUGAAAUGUUUUAAUAAGAUAUUUAGUGUUGUGAAAAGAGGCCAUAUGCAUGAAGAAGAUAUACUGGUAUAUUAUAUCAUAGUACUUGAAGUAGUGCUGAAUUUUUAUUGAUUAAGUGCUAAAUUUUGUUAGACAUUUUAUGAAUUACUGUAAACCAACUUUUGUU